GCACCCACUGCUUUUACCCUCCAGAAUCUUUGGAUAGUAUUCGUUUUUUGGAGUCAUCGUUGGUGUUGCAGUGUGCUGCUGGAUGCGUUGAGUGAAUUGUUUUCUUGUGCUGUGGGGUUAAGAAAAACGGUCUAGCGAUGAUGUUCAGAAACCAAUACGACAGUGAUGUCACUGUCUGGAGUCCUCAAGGUCGUUUACAUCAAGUGGAAUAUGCUAUGGAAGCUGUGAAACUGGGCUCAGCUACAGUAGGAUUAAAAAAUAGAACACAUGCUGUGCUUAUUGCUCUGAAACGAGCAUCAUCUGAACUCUCUGCUCAUCAGAAAAAGAUUAUUCCAAUCGAUUCUCAUGUUGGCAUUUCGAUAGCUGGUUUGACAGCAGAUGCUAGAAUUCUCAGUCGUUAUAUGAGAAAUGAAUGUCUAAAUCAUAAAUAUUCACAUGAUGCCUUACUCGCCAUCAGUCGUCUCAUUGCAAACAUAGGUAACAAGAUGCAAGUAUGCACCCAACGCUAUGAUCGACGACCGUAUGGAGUGGGUCUUCUUGUUGCUGGUUAUGACGAUCAAGGACCACAUAUCUAUCAGACAUGCCCAUCUGCAAAUUUCUUUGACUGCAAGGCUAUGGCAAUAGGUUCACGAUCCCAGAGCGCUCGUACGUAUUUAGAGAAACAUUUGGAUGAAUUUCUGGAAUGUGACAAUGAUGAACUUAUUAAACAUGGAUUACGUGCUCUCAGGGACACACUGCCAAAUGAGGUAGAACUGAACAACAAGAAUGUUUCAAUAGCACUUGUCGGCAAAGGUACCGACUUCACAGUUUUCAGUGAAGAAGAGACUGGGCGUUAUCUUGCCAUGAUUGAAGGUGAGGAGAGACGUACGGGGCAGCCACCGCCAGAGGAGCAGCCAGCACCGAGUGGUGACACAGGACCUGCACCUGAUCCAGACCCUCAACCUGCUGUAGCAAUGGACACUGAAUAAGCUUUCAGCUGUUGUUUGAUGUAUGCAUUUACAGCAGUAAUAUUGUGGAGUGAAAGUGUUAUCCAUAAGGCCAUAGCUAAAGUGAGAAUGUGGAUGCUACAGUCUGUAUACUCAGGAACUAUAAUUUUAACUAAAAUUUUGGAGUACUGUCUCCGGUGGUUUACUCUGUUAACUUAUGUCUCCCUUAGUUAAUGUUUUUAUCUAUGCAUUUUGUGGUAUUUAUGUUUUGUGUGUGAUAUUUAAGCCCAUGUCAUAUCAAAUUUACUGAUUUUGCAAAUGCUUAAAGUAAGUAUUUUAGUUUUUUUGCAGAUACUUUUUGUAAAUUUUCAAAUAAUGUUUUAUGACACAGUACCAUUCUGAGUUGCACACAUGACUGCUAGCAAUGGCUGUUUCACUGCAAAGAUUGAACUGUUCGUGAAGUCCUCUGUAUUACUGCAAUGUAAUAAACCAGUUGUAUUUUUCA
This is a messenger RNA of Schistocerca serialis cubense, 1431 nucleotides long. It is a transcript of the gene Prosalpha6, whose product is annotated as proteasome subunit alpha type-1. Gene Ontology annotation, cellular component: proteasome core complex, alpha-subunit complex; nucleus; proteasome core complex. Lineage: Eukaryota; Metazoa; Arthropoda; Insecta; Orthoptera; Acrididae. The transcript is spliced from 5 exons. The coding region runs from base 138 to 968 and encodes 276 amino acids. The record is from RefSeq and is a predicted model, not a curated record. Gene Ontology annotation, biological process: ubiquitin-dependent protein catabolic process.